Molecule: messenger RNA, 2562 nt
Organism: Huiozyma naganishii CBS 8797
Lineage: Eukaryota; Fungi; Ascomycota; Saccharomycetes; Saccharomycetales; Saccharomycetaceae
Gene: VTC5
Product: Vtc5p
Exons: 1
Coding region: 1-2562 (853 amino acids)
Biological process (GO): vacuolar transport; vacuole fusion, non-autophagic; polyphosphate metabolic process
Cellular component (GO): fungal-type vacuole membrane; vacuolar transporter chaperone complex
Source: RefSeq, a predicted model, not a curated record
AUGAACUUUGCACCUGUGCAUUUCGGAAAUGCGUUGCUGAGUCGGUCCGUGCCCGAGUGGAGGCACUACAAUAUGGAUUACGACGAGCUGAGGAGGCACAUUUUGCGUUUGGAGAAUGAUGAUUCCGGGGCCGUUUCGGAGUCAACCGCGAGUGAGCUGGUGCAGCUGUUCGAGGCGCAGUUCCAGAUUAUUAACGCGUUCACGGCUUUGAAGGUCAAAGAGAUUGCAUUGCGGAUUGUUUCUGUGGAAACGUCUCUCAUCAGGUAUAACUCUACGAUAGAGGAGAACUCGCUGCCGUAUAACAGAAAGAAACUCAAAAUGAUACGGUCACACACCAAGAGACUGAACAAGGAACUGAAACUUUUUUCCAGGUAUAUCGUUUUACAGCGUGUGGCUGUGAAGAAACUGCUGCAGAAACUAAGAAACUGCAGGGGCAACUGUGAAGAACUUAUCCAAACUAUAUUGCAUUUACAAGAAUCACAGCAGGGGUACGAGGGGAUCUCAUUCCAAAGGAUAGACCUGGAUCCGUACUUGUUCGAAAUAUCUCUCAUCUUUGACAUACUGGCAGAUAUGUUCAAGAAACUGGAGCAUAAUCAACUUAACCUUGCAUAUCUGUCCGAGGUGGACGGAGUGUUGAGUCCCGAGACACGGUUUCAACCAUUGUCCGGCUCGCAGCAGUUUGACUCCCAAAGUUCAUCCACGUUGAAUAUAAAAUCCAUCUUGGAAUUCGAUACCAUUUUCAUAUCAGAGGGUGAGUCUCUUCAAAAGUUUAUAUUGUCGCCAGAGGAUCCCGGUGAAUUUAAGUUUUACUUACUCUCGUCAGACUUCCAAUUACUGGACGAUAGCGUAAUGUCAACGACAAAGGAUAUCAUUGAAAAUAUUGUACCAUCUGCAUCCACGGAUCCAAGAAAGGCGCUGGCAAUAAAAAAGUCAGUGAAAUCUUUGCGGUCCUUCAAAGAAAUACCAAACGUGCCAUCGUUCACCUCAUUGGCAAGCAUUCCACUUGGUAACGACACUAGUUCCCUGAGCGCAGUUCAAAAUAGCGGACCCAGCAGUUCUUCUGCAAAUCCAUUCUCCACCCGUAUACAGAUACAGCUUUUGAGCUCCCCUGACGCAGAUAUAUCUGCAGCACUCAGUGACCUAGCUUUUAAUAGACAUCCGAAUUUAACCAUCACAAACGGCGAUGACGAAAAGGAUGAUGCAAUUGCAAUGUGUCAUGUAGGAGGCCUGAGGGAUCACUGCAUUACUAAUCAUCUCACGAGAACACAAUUGAGGGAUAUCAUGCUCGGUAAUGGUGCUGUCCCGCAGCUGGAUCUUAGCACACUUCCUCCCAUAGAGAAGUCGAUCGCCGAUUGGAUCAAAACUCGCCAACUCGCUUCGGUACCACCUUUGAUAGACUUGAAACGGACUCGAUUUGUUUCAUAUACGGAUACCGGUGCCUAUUUACUGUCUCUUGAUGAGGACAUAACUUUGGAGAAGGGACAACAAAUUCCAUACUCGUUUUUUGAACUUGUAUUCAUACCGAACGAUCAAGCAAGUAGUAACCACACUGCGCGGCCCUUUGAUAAGACAAAGGACAAGACUCUCAAGAAAAUAUGCGAGCGCUUGAUAGAAAACCAACAGAUAUGCUACCCGCUACCUGACCAUAAUACCAUAUGGGCAUUUUGUUUCGAAAUGUCCCAAACAGAUUUCAAUCCAGAUGAUAUUGUAAGGCUCUUGCUCAAGAACGAAUAUGUUCUCCAGCCGGGGGACAACCUCAGCAUACAAGAGAUGUUCCAAUUAGGUAGGUCCACAAUUUUUGAGAUGUGUUCUACACAGUUUAAAUUGAAAAACUCCAAUCUGGCAACAGAGAACGAAUAUUUACCAAGGGAGAGCAGUGAGGAAACCCAAACUAAAACCAAUGAACAAGGUGAAAAUAGGAUUCGGUAUUGGAACGAAUUUGAUGACGGAGAUGAAAGUAUUCGUAAUGACAAUUUUUACAUGGUUGGAGAUGAUGGGUCAUCGACUUUGACUUCGGACAAUAACGAUCAUGGAUUCAUAAAGUUCAACAGGAACUUUAUUAAUUCAAUGUACAAUACAUGCGAGAGUUUAAAGGGAUUCUUACAUCUGGACGCUAAAUCGGACCAUCGUUCUCAGUCCUCCCGAUAUGGCUCCACUCUUUCGGUCGACACGAACUCAUCGCAGCAGCGGGAUCUGCAGCGUCUUCUCGAGUAUGAAGAUCAGGGUUCAGAAAGUGUUUAUGAAUUCAAGCACGACGAAAUGGUUUCAUAUUUUUAUCUUUCCGUCCUACUUACUUCAUGUCUGACUUCGGGAAUCUCCUUGGGGAUCGUGCUGUCAGUGUUUAGGAACGAUUCUCAAAACGUUGAACUUGAGCAGCGGUCACUCCUUGUGUUCAUCAUGGUUAUAUCAUUGGUUACAUCACUUUUGUUGAUAUGUGUUGGACUGCUCCUACUUUUUAGUAGAUUUACAUUAGCUCCAACCUGGCACUACGUUUCGUGUUUCAGUUUAUUCGGCAUAAUUACUGUAACUGUUUGUUAUGGGAUAAUCGAGAUAUUUUUUUAG